Messenger RNA from Sarcophilus harrisii (Tasmanian devil), 2580 nucleotides. It is a transcript of the gene CD81, whose product is annotated as CD81 molecule. NCBI's taxonomy places the organism in Eukaryota, Metazoa, Chordata, Mammalia, Dasyuromorphia, Dasyuridae. Gene Ontology annotation, cellular component: membrane. The transcript has 8 exons. Bases 230 to 940 code for a protein of 236 amino acids. The record is from RefSeq and is a predicted model, not a curated record.
AGAGUCGGGCAGGGGCGAGCCAGAGCGGUGAGCUCAGCGAGCGCGGCGGCGGCUUCUGCGGAGUGUGGGAGGCCAGCGAGGCCGAGCAGCCAGCGCGCCCCCCGAGCGCCCCCCCAGCCUCUCCCGAGCUCCGGGCCCCCGCCUGCCGCGGCUCCCGCGUCCGGCCGCGCCGCGCCCCGCCCGCCCGCCCCGCUCCGGCCCCGUCCCCGCCGCCGCCGCCGCCGCCGCCAUGGGGGUGGAGGGCUGCACCAAGUGCAUCAAAUACCUGCUCUUCGUCUUCAAUUUCGUCUUCUGGCUGGCCGGGGGCGUCAUCCUCGGCGUGGCCCUCUGGCUCCGCCAUGACUCCCAGACCACCAGCAUCCUGCACCUGAAUCUCGAUGACAAGCCGGCCCCCAGCACCUUCUACGUGGGCAUCUACAUCCUGAUCGCCGUGGGCGCCGUGAUGAUGUUCGUGGGCUUCCUCGGCUGCUAUGGAGCCAUCCAGGAGUCCCAAUGCUUGCUGGGCACGUUUUUCACCUGCCUGGUGAUCCUGUUUGCCUGUGAGGUGGCCGCUGGCAUCUGGGGCUUCGUCAACCGGGACAAGAUCGCCAAGGACGUGAAGCAGUUCUAUGACCAGGCGCUGCAGAAGGCCGUGAUGGAGAGCAACUCGGGCAACGCCAAGACCGUGGUGAAGUCCUUCCAUGAGACGCUGGGUUGCUGCGGCUCCGACUCCUUUACCUCCUUGAUCACAGCAGCCUCCAACAGUGACCUCUGCCCCAGCGGGAGCAACGUCUUCACCGUCCCCUUCAAGGCAAACUGUCACCAGAAGAUCGACGAGCUCUUCUCGGGGAAGCUGUACCUGAUCGGCAUCGCCGCCAUCGUGGUGGCCGUCAUCAUGAUUUUCGAGAUGAUCCUCAGCAUGGUCCUGUGUUGCGGCAUCCGGAACAGCUCCGUGUACUGAGGGGCCGUGCCUCUGGGGCUGCUGGGAGGGGCGGGCGGGAGAGGAGGGGGCGCCCCCAGACUGGCACCGAGUGACCAGAAGGCGACUGAAGGAAGUUGAGAGAAUUAUGUAUAGAAAUGUUUCUGAUAUUACCCUAUAGUACUUACUAGCAUUUUUACUUUGGGGGGGCUGGGCUGGGGGGGCGACUUUGGAAUAGAGGUGACAGGUCCCUUCCCGGGCUGGGCUGCGGGCGUUUGGUGGAUCUGGGGCCUCCAGGAGGGGGGUCCUGGGAGGAGGGCAGGCUCAGCAGCCCCGCCCUCCCAGGCUGACCCCAGCCUGUGGCCCCCUCCCCCUCACAGCUGUGGCCUUUUUUUUUUUUUAACCCAUCUGCAUUAUUUGGUCCCCACCUACUGCUGGAGCAGCAUUUCUCACUCUCGCCCUUCCCGGCCUCGGGCGUCCCACCGGCCUUUGCACCGGAACCAGGCUGUUAGCUGUGCCUGGCGGGAGCUCCUGGGGCCGGGCGGCCAUAGCCCUGCCAGCCCUCCCUCUGGGCUCUGCUUUGGGAGGGGGCUGGCAGGAGGGUGGCUGCAAGACCACGUGCGGCCCCAGGCCCAGCCCAGCCCACCCCAGUGCUUCACCAGACCUGCCCCGGGUGCCCUGCCUGGGGUGGGAGGGGGUGGGGGGGGCAGCAAGUGAUGGAGUCCUAGAAAGCCUUAAAGGAAAACUGCCCAGAAUGUCUGUGGGGGGAGGGGCAGGGGCUCUCAGUGUCUCUCGGUGCCGCCCUGGGCAUGCAUGUAUAUAUGUUUACAUAGAUGUUGUAUGUUCUCGGUAUGUUCCGGGCCGCGGAUCUGGCCCAGGGGCAGCAGCCAGGCCUUCCCGUGCGUCUGUUCCGAGGGUGGCCGGCUGGGAGGGGUCAAAGGUGCUGGGCUAGGGGGUAGGCCUUUGACCCCUCCUCGCCUCGGCUGGCUGCCCAGGGCUGGAGUCCGGGCCAUGGCCAAUGCCCCGAGACAGAUCCCUUCCUGCCGCCAAGCUCCUGGACCUGCCCAGCCCGAGGCGAGAGGCCAGGGAGGAGACCCCCACCAAGCUCGGCCCUCCCCUGCCCACCGAGCUCGGCCCUCCCCUCCCUGGAGCCCACUGGGCCCAGAUUCUGCCUUUCUCCUCCUUCCCUCCCUCCCCCGUGCGCUUCACACUGACCCAAGUAAUGCUUGCCCCGCACUGUCUCCCCCGGCCUGCACCCCGUGUCCCCCCGGCCCCACACCUGUCUCCCCCGGCCCCUCGCCCGGCUGUGGCUCUCAGUGCCCCAGGUGUCCGCCAUCCCAGCCAGGGGUGGCCCCUGGCCUGCUGCCCCGCCCAGGCCAGGAAGGUGGGGGGGGGCCUGUUGCUUUUGGCCCCCAGCAGUCUCUGUGCUUGGGAUGCCACUCCCUGGCCAGGACUCCCGGGGAGGAGGGGCCUGGGAUGGACCCAGGAAUGACCAUCAGGGAAAGGAGGGGCCUCGAGUGAUUCCCCAGCCCACCCUACCCUCUCCGGCUUUGCCUGGGGGAGGGGGGACAGCAUGGCCCGAGGGUCCCCCGCCCCCUUUGCUCCUGCUGUUGUCUGUCUGCCUGUUCACCCCCCAUGUGACUCCUCAAUCCAUGUAUCCAAUAAAACAAGCACUCUGGUGA